This is a messenger RNA of Monascus purpureus, 2044 nucleotides long. The record is from the annotation of a GenBank genome assembly. NCBI's taxonomy places the organism in Eukaryota, Fungi, Ascomycota, Eurotiomycetes, Eurotiales, Aspergillaceae.
CUGAUUAAUCCCUUGGUCUACUCUCAUUAUUUCAUUAUUUUUGGUUAUUUCUCUCUCUCUCUAUCUCUCUUUUGCUCUCCUCCUCUGGACUCCCAACCCGGAUUGGACUUGAGCCCAUCGGCGAUCUUGGGGAAGCCUGUUUCGCGUCGGUUUCUCUCGGGCGUCACGUUCAGUUUCAGUUCAAUUCGAUCCCAUUCAACCAUAAUAAACAACUGGAUUUCAUCUCGCCGAAAAUCCGGGGAAGGGGGGUGAAAUAAAGCAGUCGGGGCUUCUUCAGUUCUUCUCUCUUCUUACACUACACCACUCGCUUGCGGAUCUCAUUUUUGACACCAUCACCCCCUUACGAAUAAUCAAUAACACCGGACGAACAAGAAAUACGAGCGACUCUAUUAUCUAUGUAUGAAGAUCGCCUGCGCAGCUCAUCUGUCUUCUUGUCUACGCAAGUCCCAGUCUCAGCCCUCGUCCUAGUCAAAUGUCGUUCGCCGUCGUGAAUCCAGAUGACGCACGCGCUCGGGCUUACGACCAGGCUCGGGCUUACGACCAGAGCCACGAACCCACACACAGGUAUAGAGACCGGUACGAUCGUCGUCGGCGAGACAGCAGGACUGCUUUUCAUAACGUCAUCAUGUCGGAUUCCGUGGAUCGAGUCUUCGUUCAUGCCCUUAAUACCGUCAAGAGGAUCCCGCGCGCGGGAACGGUAAGACCCCCCGUGGAGGAUAGAUUGAAGCUUUACGGGUUGUAUAAGCAGAGCAUGGAGGGCGAUGUAGAGGGUAUCAUGGAUAGACCUGUGGGGAAUACGGCGGAUGUUCAUGCUGAAUGUGAGAAAUGGGAUGCGUGGUACGCUCAACGGGGCUUGUCCCGUACUGAAGCAAAGCGCCGUUACAUCACAACCCUCAUCAACACUAUGCAUCGCUACGCAUCUCAAACACCCGAAGCGCUGGAAUUGGUCGGUGAGCUCGAGUUCGUCUGGGACCAGGUCAAAUCGAACACCGUGCCGUCGUCGCCCGCAUCUUCUGUUUCGACGCAUCGUAGUGCCGGUGUUCCACCAUUUCCCAGUCCACAGCAUAGCCACGGAAAGCAUAGCCGUGGCAGUUCUCGACGAUACUACGGCAGUGGUGGGGGGAACUCGAGACUCCGUGUCCUCAGUCCAGUUAGUCAGCCAGAUGCGCCAUAUCAGCGCAGCAUGCGGGAAGAGGACGAAGACGAAUACGAGAAAGAAGAAGGAGGAGGAGAAGCGGAUUACAAUGUCAACGACGAUGAAGUAGAAGCCGAACGCGAGGACGAAGACGAGGACGAAGACGAGGACGAAGAUGAAGAUGAAGAAUAUGCAGAAGCCCGGGAUGGUGCCUACGAAUCAGACGCAAGGAACAUCUCAUCCGACGAAGAAAGUAUACACGACUGCAAACAGAAACCGAAACAAAAGCGGAAACGCAAACAGUUAGACUCCCACCACCACGGUAACAACCGCGAUAAUGACGGCGGCGGCAGCGGUGAUAAUAAUAAUUCCCGUCUAUGGCGUCGACGAGUCGAGCAAGCCCUGACCAAGAUGACGGCCGAAGUCGCCGCUGUCCGCGAGCAGAUGGAAGCGCGCACACUCGCGGCCCGUCGACGGAAUGGUCUCUGGGCAUGGAUGAAAUGGCUUCUUUGGAUCACCCUGAGACAGAUCGUUUGGGACGUCGCGAUGUUGGGCCUAAUUCUGAUCUGGAUGCGAGCUAGGGGCGACAGACGACUUGAAGAACGACUGAGAAAUGGAUGGGCCGAGGUGAAGGCCAAGGUGGUUAAAUUGGGGAUUUUUCGGAAGUUGGCAUAUCGUCGUUGAGAUGGCGUUUCUCUUCUUUCCUUUGCCUUUUCCCCCUCACGUUCACUUUUCUUGAAGAGGCAGUCGGGCUUCUGAUUAAACGCUGUUGUAUAUAUGAUUAUCUUCUGAUCAUUCGCUGUGUCGGACUCAUCUUUUUUAUUAUUAUCACUUUUCAUUCGUUGCAGGAUAUGGCUACAUGUACAGUAUUAGGGCGUCUGGUUACCUUUUUUUUCUUCUUAAUUCCUU